Messenger RNA from Nerophis lumbriciformis (worm pipefish), 1620 nucleotides. NCBI's taxonomy places the organism in Eukaryota, Metazoa, Chordata, Actinopteri, Syngnathiformes, Syngnathidae. The record is from RefSeq and is a predicted model, not a curated record.
AUGCCUCGUAAAGAAAGUGGGUUGAGGGAGUUAGAUGAGGCUGCUACAGGCAUUGGAUACCUCAUCAGCUGGGUGAAUAGCACACUUCGCAAGAAUAACACAGUUUGCAAGGAUAGUUGGGUGGAGCAUAUUGUGGACAAGAGGCGGAAUAAGAAGGGAAAGUGGGAAUACCUGAUCAGGUGGAAGGGCUAUGGAAGUAAAGAGGACACAUGGGAGCCAGAGCACCAUCUACUACAUUGCGAGGAGUUCAUUGAUAGCUUCAACAGCUUGCAACGACAUUCGCACAAACAGCCUCAAAUUCCCAAAUGCAUGACCAAUGGGCACCUUGCAGAAAAUCCCAGAGGUCGGUCUGACGGACGAAAGAAGAAAAGUACUAGUGACAUUGCUGUUGGGGUUCGAGGAGGUACGGCUCUUGGGAUUGGAAGUAGAGGGUCAGGACAUGUUAACAGGCCAACGAAUUGGGUCCUAGGGCCUGGAAAACAUGCACAGCAGGAUAAAAUGUGCAACUCUACAACGUUUAAGACUCCGCCAAUAGGCGCCCCUCGCUUUUUGGCUCAAGUGAAGAAAUCGCAUAAUGGACUUCUGAAUGGAAAUGGGGAGCCGCAUGUUUACAGGGCAGCUUCAAGGUCACAUAGAGCACUCCCAGACAGAGUGGAUGGAGGUCUGGAUGAAAGAGGUACUACUGAUUUAGGCCCAAAUUUCGGAGUAGAACUCUGCUCCCCCCUGGCCAAUGGCAAGAUGCAUCUGCAGAGCUCAGUAAAACGCAAGCUGGCAGAGGAGAAGUGCUAUGUGUUUGACAAGCGGCUCAGGUACAACGUGCGACAGAACGAGAGCAACUGUCGAUUUCGGGACAUCGUAGUGCGGAAGGAGGAUGGUUUCACACAUGUCCUCCUUUCUAGCCAAACAACGGACAACAACGCUCUGACGCCGGAGAUCAUGAAGGAGGUGUGUCGGGCUCUAGGUAACGCGGCAGCCGAUGACAGUAAACUGUUAUUACUCAGCUCUGUGGGGACCAUCUUCUGCAGCGGGCUAGAGCCAUCCUACCUGAUGGGCCGUCUGUCCACCGACCGCAGGAAAGAGAGCAGUCGCAUUGCAGAUGCUGUACGGGACUUUGUAUUGGCAUUCAUACGCUUCAAAAAGCCAAUAGUGGUGGCGAUCAACGGGCCUGCCUUGGGCUUGGGAGCUUCCAUCCUGCCACUGUGUGAUGUAGUAUGGGCCAGUGAGAGAGCCUGGUUCCAGACUCCUUGUGCGGCCCUCCACCUCACCCCCUCCGGCUGCUCCUCUUACACUUUCCCUCAAAUCCUUGGUGUGGCUUUGGCCAAUGAGAUGCUUUUCUGUGGCCGAAAGCUAACAGCGCAAGAAGCUUGCAAUCGAGGUCUGGUGUCACAGGUCUUCUGGCCCACCACAUUUAAUCAAGAAGUGAUGUUACGUGUGAAGGAGAUGGCAUCAUGUAAUGCCAUGGUUCUAGAAGAAUCCAAAUGCCUGGUGAGGAGCAUCCUCCUGCGAGUUAUGGAGGAAGUAAAUGAGAAGGAGUGUCAGAUGCUAAAGCAGCUGUGGUGUUCCACAAAAGGGCUAGAGGCGCUCUUUAGCUACUUACACAACAAAACGUGUGAGAAGUGA